GCACCUUCCUUUUUUCUCUGCCGUCAACCACGCCCACGUCCCCGCGGAGCACUGACAUGCGCGCGUCGUGGUACCCUGGUCUGUGGCCUCUGCGCUCCCCUUCCUCCGCGGCCCUCGCCUCGCCAGAACAGCGGGAGAUUUCGGGAUCGGGCGGCCCUCCUCCGGCGUCCGGAUCGAGAGGAUUGGACCCGAAUCCGAUCGCCUAGCAGGGGGCGCGGCGCGCGCGCGAUGGCGCCGGCGGUGGUGUCGGCGCUGGCCAAGUACAAACUGGUGUUCCUCGGCGACCAGUCCGUGGGCAAGACCAGCAUCAUCACCAGAUUCAUGUACGACAAGUUCGACACCACCUACCAGGCAACGAUUGGCAUUGACUUUCUGUCAAAAACAAUGUAUCUAGAAGACCGAACUGUACGUUUACAACUCUGGGAUACUGCAGGACAGGAGAGGUUUAGGAGUCUUAUUCCAAGCUACAUCAGGGACUCUUCUGUUGCGGUGGUUGUUUAUGAUGUAUCCAAUAGACAGUCCUUCCUGAACACCUCAAAGUGGAUCGAUGAAGUGCGCACCGAGAGAGGUGGCGAUGUGAUAAUCGUGCUCGUUGGCAACAAAACUGAUCUUGUCGACAAGAGACAAGUGUCCACAGAAGAAGGAGAGAGCAAGGCAAAAGAAUUGAAUGUCAUGUUCAUCGAGACCAGCGCGAAAGCCGGCUUCAACAUCAAGCCGUUGUUCCGCAAGAUCGCUGCAGCCCUGCCAGGAAUGGAGACAUUGUCAGCAAAGCAGGAGGACAUGGUGGAUGUCAACCUGAAGUCGACUUCUAGCCAGUCCAACUCGCAACAACAGGAGGGAAGUGGAUGCGCCUGCUAGAAGUGUGUUAGCUUCACGCAUACUUUCACUUGAAGAGCGUGUGUCGGUAACUGUUGUAUAAGCAGUUACAUAUUUCACUAGUGUUACUACUUACUAUCCUUAAUUCUCUGAUGCUUCUGUAGUGAGGCUCACAUCGUUUUCUCAUUUUCCAUCUUGAUUUUGUAUGUUGCGGCAAAAGACCAGAAAUAACAACAUUUUGAAUCA
Messenger RNA from Zea mays, 1062 nucleotides. Its product is annotated as ras-related protein RABH1b. The transcript is spliced from 6 exons. NCBI's taxonomy places the organism in Eukaryota, Viridiplantae, Streptophyta, Magnoliopsida, Poales, Poaceae. Bases 229 to 858 code for a protein of 209 amino acids. Gene Ontology annotation, molecular function: GTP binding; GTPase activity. The record is from RefSeq and is a predicted model, not a curated record.